Messenger RNA from Lobosporangium transversale, 2794 nucleotides. RefSeq names its product MCM2/3/5 family-domain-containing protein. The transcript is spliced from 9 exons. NCBI's taxonomy places the organism in Eukaryota, Fungi, Mortierellomycota, Mortierellomycetes, Mortierellales, Mortierellaceae. Gene Ontology annotation, molecular function: ATP binding; single-stranded DNA binding; ATP hydrolysis activity. The coding region runs from base 22 to 2718 and encodes 898 amino acids. Gene Ontology annotation, cellular component: MCM complex; nucleus. The record is from RefSeq and is a predicted model, not a curated record.
CUUGUUCAUGGAGUGCCACUAAUGCCACCAGAACAGUCGAAUCCACGAGGGGCAUAUGCUCGCCAAGGAGGAGGAGGAAGAGGAGGGUGGGGCUACUUCCGGGGACGUGGUCGGGGGAAGCGACAUGGUGGUGAUGGUAGUUGGUUCAAUGAGAAUGGUAGCGGCAGGAAUAAUUUGUACCCUGGCCGUUCACAGAAUCCCGAUGCAAACGAACAAAACGGAAAUAAACGCUGGCAGAGGCCCAGAACUUCAGCUCCUAAAAACCAGAAUCAGGAUCAGGAUGAAGAUGGUAUUGUCCCUGAUGUCAACACUAUAAUGGUGCAGGCGAAUGAAAUACCUGCAGCGGCGUUGCAGAUACAACGUACGGCGCCACCAAUGUCAAAACAUGUUGUUAGUUGCCCAUGGAAGGACUGGGACGUAUAUUUUCCACAGGAAGUCUACCAUUCCCAACAUGAAUUUCUUCCAUGGAUUGCUGAGUUCAAGAGAUAUAUUCAAGACUAUCAUCUUUAUAGACUCAAUAAGGAGCAUCAAUGUGCUAUCGCACAACGAAGGGUCUUGGUUGUGAACCUCAAGAAUUUGGUUCAAGCAUGUAAAAUUGAGGAUCUGAUGAAGCUUAUAGUUGAACGGCCUACAGAUAUUAUUGGCUGUAUUACCUUGGCUGCCAUUCAGGCUAUUUUUGGUGAAGAAGCAACGAAGACGACCCAACAAAAGCGAUUUACAGUGCGGUUCGCCUGUUUCGACAAGAUUACACGUGGCAAGGAUCUGAAAGCGGACCUUAUUGGGAAAAUGGUUUGUGUACGGGGGACCGUUGUUCGAACUUCUGGGGUGAAGCCUCUUGCUAUAAAAAUGGCGUUUACUUGCAAUACCUGCCAAGCAGUUCAGACAGUGGAAUUUAAAGACGCAAGAUAUGAAGAACCAACAAGAUGCCUCCAAGUUGGUUGCAGGAGCGGGAAAUUUACGCCGCAGCGUGGAAUUGACUAUGAGACAGAGACUGUCGACUGGCAAGUCAUUCGAUUACAAGAGAAACUCCCAGAUGACAGAUUGGACUCUGGCAGGGUCCCAAGGUCGAUUGAAUGUGAAGUUAUAAACGAUCUUGUGGACCGUGUCAUUCCAGGAGAUGUCGUAGAGAUCACUGGGAUUGUCAAGGUUGCUCAAACCGAAAAAGCAUAUCAUUCCCGAACAAGAACUGGAAACACUAUGUAUUUGCUUUAUAUUGACGUCAACUACCUACAAAAGUCCAGUAUGACCACUGUGGAUGAGGAAGAAAACGAUCAAGAUUAUGACCCGAAAGGAUCUUCCAAAGACAGUAAGGACAGCAUCCAGAUCAAUACUAGGGAUCUCUACGCAAUCGAAGACAUUACUCGGGAGCCUCAGCUAUUUAAGCUUAUCGUCAAUUCAUUCUGUCCUCUAAUUUUUGGUCAUGAAAUGGUCAAGGCCGGAAUCCUAUUUGCGCUCUUUGGUGGUAGAAGACGUGGCAACAGUGCGAUAGACCGAACUGUCACUCGUGCAGAUCCCCAUGUUUUGGUCGUUGGAGAUCCCGGUCUAGGAAAGUCUCAAAUGCUAUCUGCAGCUGUGAAGGUAGCUCCUCGUGGUGUUUACGUCUGCGGGAGUAGUGGAGUAUCUACUGGCGGAUUAACUGUAACACUAGUCAGAGGUUCGGGGUCUGAUUUUGCGCUUGAGGCAGGAGCUUUGGUUCUAGGUGAUCAAGGAUGUUGCUGCAUUGAUGAGUUUGACAAGAUGACAACAGAUCAUAAUGCCUUGUUAGAGGCAAUGGAACAACAGUCGAUCAGCAUUGCCAAGGCAGGAGUCCUUUGUACAUUGCCUGCUAGAACCAGUGUAAUUGCUGCUGCAAACCCAAAGGGUGGUCAUUAUAACACUGCCAAGUCAGUGGCAGAGAACCUGAAGAUGAAUGGUGCACUAUUGUCUCGUUUCGACCUGAUUUUUAUCCUGAUGGACAAACCUGAUAGCGAAAUGGAUAAAUAUCUCUCUAGGCAUGUGAUGGCUUUACAUGCAGGACAUGCAGCAGACAAGCGAGCUCUUAGGCCUACCUCCUCUCAAGAUAGUGAAAUGGAUCGGUCGCACCCCUCGGAAUCGAGCGACACUAAAGCAAGAAUGAGUGACCCUUUAUCGGAACGUCUAAAGAUGACAAAGGAAGAUGAUUUGCAGCUCAUUGCUCAACCGCUCUUGAGAAAAUACAUUGCUUAUGCUCGUCAAUAUGUGCAUCCAAGGCUCUCGCCGGAGGCGGCUGCAAUCCUACAGGACUACUAUCUUGCUCUUCGUGAGCGACAUCGAUCACCAGAUGGCACACCAGUGACGACGCGGCAAUUAGAAUCUCUAAUCCGAAUGGCUGAGGCAAAAGCAAGGAUAGAGUUACGCGAGCUUGUAACAAAGAGAGACGCAAUGGAUGUUGUGGAGAUCAUGACGUUCAGCUUGCGUGAUGCAUUCGGGUCAGGGCAGGGUCUUGGCCCCAGUCAAGGUCAAGGAUCAUCUGGUCGCGGAAAAGGAGCUGCUAUAAAAAGAUAUGUCGCUCAGUUGCAGAAGAUCGCAAAUGAAACAUCAAGCAGCAUGUUUUCUUACGAGCAAUUGUAUCGUACAUUCCAGGACAUGCAGUUUUCGGACAUUACUGGCGGGUUUCAGGGGUUUAUCGAAACUCUUAACAACCAAAACUUUCUGCUCAAAAAAGGAUCGCGAACAUAUCAGCUUACCAUGGUCAUGUAAAUACACCUAGACAUCCAGAGCAAUAAAAAAUAAAAACACUAGGGCCUAUCAAUCUUGAAAGAGGAAAUAUCGUCUG